Molecule: messenger RNA, 6646 nt
Organism: Boleophthalmus pectinirostris (great blue-spotted mudskipper)
Lineage: Eukaryota; Metazoa; Chordata; Actinopteri; Gobiiformes; Gobiidae
Gene: ppm1lb
Product: protein phosphatase, Mg2+/Mn2+ dependent, 1Lb
Exons: 4
Coding region: 4975-5514 (179 amino acids)
Biological process (GO): protein dephosphorylation
Molecular function (GO): protein serine/threonine phosphatase activity
Source: RefSeq, a predicted model, not a curated record
CCUAGAUAAGAUCUUAAGUAUACUUAAGAUAGGACAAUAUGUUUACAGCAAAAGAGCAAUAGAGCUCAGUUUUUGUUAUUAAACAUGAUGAUAUAAAAUACGAUAUUUGUAGUAGUUUCACAUUUUACACAGUAACCUUCACUUGUCGAGCGGGAGAGUCUAACGGGUUCAACAAGGCAAUAAGUUUCUGCUCGUCUUUUCUUGACCAAUGUCGAGGGAUUGGUAGCUUAGCUAAUAAGGCUAUCAUGAUGUUGGGGUGUGAGAAAAAAAAAAUGAUUUGGAGAAUUUACUCAAAGGAGGGGAAAGUCCCUUUCAAGUUUAUUUAAAAAUAUACCACUUGCAUUACAAUGUACAAAAUGUAGAACCGAACUAUACUUAAAGUACCCACUAUGUAGAGUUUAAUAACAAGUGUAAUAACAAGUGUAAGAACUGAUUUGAGCAACAGAGAGAAAUCACAUAUAUAAUUUCAAUCAAAUGAUUUCUUUCUUAUUUGACAAAAUGUGUGAGAACUUUUCCCAGUUCAAAAAGAUAAAAAUAUUUUAAUUUGAAUUGCUUACUUGCUCUGGCAAUGGGGGAGUUUUGCCAUAGCUUGAAACCCAUGAAUAAGGGGCAAAUUUUCAAAUAGCACUUUGUUUUAGACAGUUGCAUAUACUGUGCUACUGUAAUAGCAACCUGAUGGUCGCAUGGCUGAAUGUAUAAAUAUGCAUGUAGCUGAUAGACCAGUGUUAGCCAUGGAAGAGAGGCUUCAAUCACAGAAUACAAAUAAGAACUGCAGCCACCACUGUCUGAUGUGUGUGGGCACAGAGGCAGAUUAUAGGUUAGAGCAGGAUGUUUGUGUGUGUGUGUGAGAGAGGAGUGACAUUUACUUAGCUCUGCUCCUCCAGGCAUUCUGUGGCCCACAUUCUGAAAAGACAGAGCUGUACUAGUUGUCUGAGGAAACUUUAUGAUGACAGUAGUUUAAUGUAUGACAUUCUGGUUGACUAUCCUCUUACUCUGCUCCUCACUUGGUUUUAUAAGUUGCUAUUUAAAGACCAAUCUUUGUAUUCAGCAUCUUGUGGAACUAUCUUUGGUGACGCUGUCUUCUGCACAAAAGGAUUCAACAGCUGAACUGAGGAAAUUUGUGUGAAUUACUGAAUGAACAGGGAAACUGUCCAUAAUGAAUAAUGUUUUUUAUGACAUGUUUUACAGAGUUCAGUCAGAGGCAAAACUGAUAACUGAUGCAUGUUUCAAACAGAUUCUGAUGAGUAACUAACAGUAAAGCAUAAUUAGUUUAUUAUUUCCUUACAUUUGGUCAGGACAGUGAAUGUUAAUGAAUAUGUAUACAUGCUGUAAACACACUGGAUUGUAGUCAUGGUCUUGCUCUCACAUACACCAUCAUACACCACAUGGACAUGGAGACUGCAAGAUGGGUGAAGUGUCUUGCCCAAGGACACAAUGACAGUAUUCAUUGGUCAGAGUGGCACAGCGUUCUGCCGCCCAACUUCUCUUGGUGGUCUCUUUUCUAGUACCAGUACGGUUUAUGAAAUUAGGCAUUAACAAUGUGGUAUGGGGUAGUAUGGCUAUAAUCAAUGUAUACAUUUAUUUAUAUAAGCCUGCUCUACAAUGGGAGUAUUCUGUUAUUGUUGUGAAAACAAGACAGACCCCUUGCUAUUUUUUGCUCUGUCCUCUGCAUAAGCACAUCCUUACAGCUGGAUAUUUGAGAAGUGCUUAGCCAACCCCCAGGGGCCCUAAUGCAACACUCAUCGUUUUUCGUACAUCUGCUCAUAUCAUAAAAAUGCAAAUCUACAAAAAAUCUUUACACCUUGCUGUCAUGAAAUUGCGGCACAUGGGGCUAACAUUUUAUCCCUAACUUUUGUAGUCAGUCGUCUCUCUUAAUUAUUAUAUUGGUGCACAUUAUAGUCAUGGCAUGCUGAUACAAAAAUGCUUUUUGCGAUCCCAGUCUUUUUCUACAAUUGCCUACAGCUUUCCACAAAUCCUUGUAUACUCUAAUUAAACAGUUGUAAUUAUGGGUAAAUUUAAAAGGAAUGAUCUUGAUCAGUACACUAAGUACACUACGAUCACUAACUACAGUGUUAGCAGGUUUAAUUUAUAAGGCAGGGUAUUUUCUUAAUUACAGGGGAAAUUAUUUUAAAUAAUUGCUGUGUUUGUGAUUUGCUAAUUCCAACUAUUGAAAUUACUUUUGAGAUGCAUCUUUCAUCUUUAUUUUGCACUUAAUCUACUUGCCACAUAAACAUAAGCCUAUAUGUCUUCUGUUGUGCGGCGGGCUAAAUGUUGUACAUCGGGGCUUGUAUUGAUCCUGCUGUAAACCAAGCAGUUCAAAUCAUGCUUUCACUUCCCUGCUCGUAUUAAUUAUCAUCUGGUGAAUUACUCUGAGCUGUGCCACUGUAAAAUAAAGAUGAGUUGGUUGUGUGUUGGACCUUGAUAUCUUCCUCUGGCUGCCAGCUUUGUCGAUACCACACACUAUGGAUCAACUGUAGCCUUCCUUUUCCUCACAGACUGCUUAGGGUAAUGUGGGUUUUCAGCUCAUCCAAUUGACACAGCUGUCUCCACAAGGGCAAUAGAAGAGGUCGUCUGUACUGUAUUUUGGACACUGAUGACUGAAGUGAGUUCCCGGCUUAAAUGAGCGUCCCCUUUGCAAUAGUUAUUAUGAGAGGGAAGGGGCACAGUGCUUUUAUUUGUGAGUCACUGUGAACUUUGUGCGGGCUGCAGACCUUUGAUGUAAAACUUUAUUAAAGUGAAUGAGCCAACUUUUAAUCUAUAAUUCUUGGAAGCAUUUUUGUUUUACAGUGCAAGUGAAUGGUCUAGUGGUAUGUUAAUGUACUAUGCUCCCACCCCUUUGGCAUGAGUUGUUAGUUAGUUUGGGUCAGUUCAUUUUAUAUAAUAUAGCCUGCUUUUUCAAAGUAGUGACCGAAAGGACGAGAUCGCGGAUACAAGCGCUUGAAAUGGGUUUCCUCCGCAGGGUGGCUGGGUGCUCCCUUAGAGAUAGGGUGAGGAGCUCAGUCACACGGGAGGAGCUCGGAGUAGAGCCACUGCUCCUCCACGUCGAGAGGAGCCAGUUGAGGUGGCUCAGGCAUCUGUUUCGGAUGCCUCCUGGGCGCCUCCCUCGGGAGGUGUCCCGGGCAUGUCCCACCGGGAGGAGGCCCCGGGGAAGACCCAGGACACGCUGGAGGGACUAUGUCUCUCGGCUGGCCUGGGAACGCCUCGGGGUCCCCCCGGAGGAGCUGGAGGACGUGUCUGGGGUGAAGGAAGUCUGGGAGUCCCUGCUUAGGCUGCUGCCCCCGCGACCCGGCCCCAGAUAAGCGGAUGAAAAUGGAUGGAUGGAUGGAUGCUUUUUCAAACUGAGCACUGCCAGAAUUCCACUGGACCACAUUUGCAUGGAAGAUGAUUUGCUUCACUUCCAAGAGCCAAUUUUUGAAUUGACAGACCCUCUUGGGUGAGAAGCAGAAAGUUCCAUGUUAACUAGUCCUUGUACUAUAACUCACCUGGAUGACUGCUGGGAUUGUAUAGUUCAGUCUCCAAUGCCCUGUUGUUGUCACUAUAUUGUUGGAUUAUUGGACAUACAGUUUUUAAUACAAUGUUUUUUCCCUGUACAGAUAACAUGCAGAGCUUGUCUGCCCUGAGUAACCAUGGUGAUCAGAUGUUAUCACACCUCUCACCGUUUGUUUCAGACACGGGGGAGAAGACAUAGCUCUCACUUGGUGAUACCCAUACGGUAUCCAUGGUGAUACCCAUACUACUAGUAUAUCAAGGAUGAUACCCAUACAAUGUCCAUGGUGAUGCCCAUACUGAAUGAUGAAUGAUGCGCAUUCUAUAUCCACAAUUAUGCCAAGAGUGAGUAUUUUAUAUGUCUCAGACAGAGGGGUUAGGAGUGAGAGCAACAAUAUAAGCAGUGAACUUAAGUAACCUUAUCUUCAGAAUCAGACUUACUUUUAUUCAUCCCCAAGGGGAAAUUAUUUUCAUUAGACAUAUAGCCGACAAGAAGAAGAAUAGAGGGAUCAUCUCAUGCUCUGUGGUCUAUGUUCCUGUUUGUUAGAAAAAUGUGAAAGAGGUUCUGUGUUCUCACAGCUCUUUACAGUUGCACUCACUGUUUUAGCAUUAGCUGUUAGCAUUUAUCUUUUUCAUUUUGCACUGAAACUCGGAUUAAUAUAUCCUUAUUUUACCCCAGAUGUCUUUUAAGCUUUUAAUCAAAAAAUGAAUGGUCUUUUACCCCUACCCGGCCACAAAUGGAGCCCUCUUUAUGCGAUCUGAGCAUCAUAUUUAACACCUUAAUUUGGAGCUAUCUGUUUGAAAUCUUUGUUUAGGUACUCCCUGAAUUAAAUUAUGCAGGAAGUGGGUUAUUCUAGGUCAUUUUAAACAGCACAGCUCAUGACAGGGAGAUUGGUUCUAAUUCUUGGCUUGCAGAAUUUUUCUUAUGCAAUGACUACACACUGACAUAGCCUUGAAACAUACAAAGCCCUGGUGAAAGAGAUAAUGAAAUUACUAGUGGCCCUUGUGGACACAAUGAACCCUGCAAAGUCAUUCUGGGAGGGAACACCCUGCACCUUGGCAACUGAAAGAAGUAUAUAAAGCACCAUUUUAAUAGUGAGGAUGGUUUUUGAUUCAAAUUCAGAGAGAAAUAUUUAAAUAUACUCUCCAUGCACUCCCUCUUUCAUUCAUCUCUGCUGCUGGUUUGCUUUCAAUUAUUUCUGUUUCUCUUUCUGUCUGUAGUUGCUUGGACCAUUGGUGACCGCUCCUCUCAAUCCCCUUCUUAUCUAAUGAUUGAGACGGUUUUCUGCUGUAUGUCAAGGAGUUGCUUCAGGCUGAGCUGCUGCUGACUUUGCCAAAGCCCAUUUGCCGGAGGCUCUGCGCCAGAGGCUGCAGGCCUAUGAGCGGGACAAAGAGCGCGACAGAGACAAGGAGAAAGAUGAGAAGGAGAGAGGGGGACCUUCCUAUGCUUCAAUAUUGGAACAACAGAUCUUAAACUUGGAUAGGGACAUGCUGGAGAAACUCUCUUCUACUUACAAUGAAGCAGGAACAACAUGUCUAGUGGCCUUGUUGUCUGACAAGGAGCUGAUUGUGUCCAAUGUUGGGGACUCACGGGGGGUUUUAUGUGAUAAAAAUGGCAAUGCCAUUCCUCUGUCACAUGACCACAAGCCUUACCAGCUCAAAGAACGCAAAAGGAUCAAAAAGGCUGGUGGCUUUAUCAGUUUCAAUGGCUCUUGGCGUGUUCAAGGCAUCCUGGCCAUGUCACGCUCUCUGGGAGACUACCCCUUGAAGAAUCUCAAUGUUGUUGUCCCAGAUCCCGACAUCAUGUCCUUUGACUUGGACAAGCUUCAGCCUGAGUUUAUGAUCCUGGCGUCGGACGGCCUGUGGGACACAUUCAGCAAUGAGGAGGCUGUGCGUUUUAUCAGGGAUCGACUGGACGAGCCACAUUUUGGUGCCAAGAGCAUUGUCCUGCAGUCCUUCUAUAGAGGCUGCCCUGACAACAUCACUGUUAUGGUUGUCAAGUUUAAAGGCAAGUCUACUGAGAAGUAGACCUGCAUAGAAUAGAACAGAGGUAGAAUGGUAACCUCAUUCAAACAAAAGGUACAAGCUCUUUUCUUAUGUCAAAUGUUGAAAUAAUCACUUAAGUUGGCCAAUUCUUUCAUUGCUAUGACAGUUUUGAGAAUAUAUUUGUGCUUAAAAUAUUUUAAGUGAGAGAAAAGAUGGAAGUAUAUUAUUUUUUGUCCAUUAAUAAAAAUAAAUUGACAUUUUUUAUAUUUUUUUCAACUGGAUUGAGAUUCUUUUUUCUAUGAAAACAUAUUUUGCAUUUUAAUGUAAUCCAAUAGUUUAUUUCCACACUGACACACAUAUCAAGAUUAACUGCUGUUUAAGUUGCUGAUGACUAUCUCGCCAUAAUUGUGCAAGCUUGUUAUUUCCCUUCAUUACAGUGAAAUAAUAAUAUGCAUAUUUAUAAGUAUGCAUAUUCUUGUUGUACAGCAAUAGAAGCAUUGGCAUUGAUAACACUUUGUAUGCCUUUUUUGAUGAUUGUAAUUGAAAUGCAUUUGUUUGUAAGCAAAGAUGAAUAUGCCACUUGUGCAAAAGUGUAUAUAAAUCUAUUCAUCUACUACAAAUCUACUGUGACAAAUCAUGCACAACUAAAUGUAAAAGAGUCAUCCCUGUCUGACGGUUUUGAUUGAUUAUAUCGCAUUUAAAUCUUAACAUUGCAGAUGUAAGCCUUGAAUGGUAGAUGUUUUAAUGCCUUAAUUUUCAUGUUUCCAUAAUGUGCUGCCAAAAUCAUUUCAUGCUCUAAUGAUUUAACACUAUAGUUGGUGGUAUAAAGCAAAUCAGACCACCUUGAACUUUAAAAAUUGUGCAGGUUUUUUUUUGUAAAUAAAAAGAGCAACAUAUAGCUGUUCAUAUAAAUUUCUUGAAAAUGUAUGUUCAGAAUAAAUGUGAGACAUCUGAAUUUGUAGUUUUUAUCAUUAAUUAAAAGCCAAUCGAAGUGCAAUUCUAAUACAGAAAAUCACUGCAUUUGGAUGACUGCAAUUUAUUAUUACUGUAUUACAUUUAUUCUUAUUGGUUGUAAAUAGAUGAUUAUUGGUUGCUACUACUCACUAUCCUUUCUUUAUGUAAAAAAGCGCACUUGCCAUACAAUAAAUGUAAACAUUUGCCCAAAAAAAGUCUA